ACGGAGUCUGCAAAGGGACAAACAAGUCAGCAUCGCAGUUCACCUUUAGCUGCUACCUUGUAGCGUAGCACAACAAACAUGUUUAUAAUCAGACCUGCCUCCAUCCGCUGGACCUGCAGGUUAAUAAAUCAGCGCUGGACCAAGAUUCCGCUGUGUUGUUCACUCAGAAGUUAUGGAACUGAUGAAGACAAGAGAAUACCCAAAAUAUACACCAAAACUGGAGACAAAGGUUUCUCAAGCACAUUUACGGGAGAGCGGAGGCCAAAGGAAGAUCACAUAUUUGAAGCCUUAGGAAACACUGAUGAGCUGUCUUCAGUCAUUGGACUGGCUCGAGAGUUUUGCCUUGACAAAGGUCACACAUUCACACCUCAGCUGGACAAGAUACAGUGCAUUCUACAAGAUGUGGGAUCCAACAUUGCCACCCCUCGAUCAUCAGCAAGAGAAAGCCAUAUAAAAAGAACAAAAUUUACUACUCAGCCAAUCGCAGACCUGGAAAUCUGGAUAGAUGAAUUUACAGAAGAACUUCCUCCACUGACCAGCUUCAUUUUACCAUCAGGUGGGAAGUGUAGCGCUGCCCUGCAUUUGGCCCGGACUGUCUGUCGGAGAGCAGAACGCAGUGUUGCUCCAAUUGUGCGAUCAGGGGAGGCAGAUCCAGAUGUUGCCAAGUUCCUGAACAGACUGAGCGACUACCUGUUCACUGUGGCCAGAUAUGCAGCAAUGAAAGAAGGCAACGAGGAGAAAAUCUACCAGAGACCAGAAUGAUCACACUCAAAUGCAUCGAGUAACACAUGAGCAAAAUGUUUGGAGCAGAUACCUAAGACAUUUUACACACAAUGGAGGUCUAAAAGUCAUUCCCAUUUCUGUAUACAGAUUGCAUUUUCAUUUUCCUAAAUAGUGUUUGAUUAAAUAUAAGCAUUGAGUAAGUAUAUCUAUUAAUUGGUUUUCAAGAUGUUUUUCCAUAUUUAAUAAAGACAUAAAUAUUUU
This is a messenger RNA of Salarias fasciatus (jewelled blenny), 984 nucleotides long. It is a transcript of the gene mmab, whose product is annotated as metabolism of cobalamin associated B. NCBI's taxonomy places the organism in Eukaryota, Metazoa, Chordata, Actinopteri, Blenniiformes, Blenniidae. Bases 79 to 762 code for a protein of 227 amino acids. Gene Ontology annotation, molecular function: corrinoid adenosyltransferase activity. The transcript is spliced from 9 exons. The record is from RefSeq and is a predicted model, not a curated record.